Brassica napus (rape) is the source of this 2010-nucleotide messenger RNA. RefSeq lists its product as uncharacterized. Lineage: Eukaryota; Viridiplantae; Streptophyta; Magnoliopsida; Brassicales; Brassicaceae. Gene Ontology annotation, molecular function: nucleic acid binding; RNA-DNA hybrid ribonuclease activity. The record is from RefSeq and is a predicted model, not a curated record. Bases 1 to 2010 code for a protein of 669 amino acids. The transcript is spliced from 4 exons.
AUGGACGCCUUCUCCGGGUACAAUCAAAUCAUGAUGAAUCCCGACGAUCGCGAGAAGACCGCAUUCAUCACCGACCGCGGAACGUAUUGCUACAAGGUAAUUCCUUUCGGUCUCAAGAAUGCGGGUGCUACUUACCAGCGACUUGUCUAUCGAAUGUUCUCCGAACAGCUCAGAAAGACUAUGGAAGUGUACAUCGAUGACAUGCUCGUUCGUAUUCGCAUCAGGAGAGUUUCUCGGUUAUCUGGUAAACGCACUGAUAGAAAUGGUCUCACCAAAGACAAAACGAGAAGUCCAAAGGCUAACCGGAAGGGUCGCAGCUUUGAACCGUUUCAUCUCACGUUCGACGGACAACUGAAGCGUUACCUGGCCACUCCUCAUGGUCUUGCAAAACCAGUAGAGGGAGAACCUUUAUUUUUAUACAUCGCGGUCUCCGCAACAGCAGUAAGUGGUGUUUUGAUCAGAGAAGAACGCGGUGAACAAAAACCAAUCUUUUACAUAAGUAAAACCUUGCUGGACGCUGAGACGCGGUACCCCUUGAUGGAAACACUAGCAUUCGUUGUUGUAACAUCGGCGAGAAAGCUCAGGCCAUAUUUCCAAUCUCAUACCAUAGUGAUUCUCACCACCUUUCCCCUGCGCACGGUUCUGCACAGUCCGAGUCAGUCAGGACGGCUCGCGAAAUGGGCAAUCGAACUGAGCGAGUACGAUGUCGAGUACCGCCCAAGAACCUGUGCAAAAUCUCAGGUGCUGGCGGAUUUCUUAGUAGAAUUGCCCACGGGGGAUAUGACAAACACGGAACCAGAUUCAACUUGGGUUCUUCACGUUGAUGGAUCAUCGUCCAAACAAGGAUCCGGAAUUGGGAUUCGGCUCACGUCGCCCACCGGGGAAAUCUUGGAGCAGUCGUUUCGGUUAGAAUUCCAUGCAUCAAACAACGAGGCUGAAUAUGAAGCACUCAUUGCAGGAUUACGACUAGCCCAUGGGCUGAAGAUUUACAACAUCCACACUUACUGCGAUUCUCAGUUAGUCGCAAAUCAAUACAGCGGAGAAUACGAGGCAAGAGACGAAAGAAUGGACGAAUAUCUAAAACUCGUCCAGGACCUGGCCCAAGACUUCAACCACUUCGCCCUCACUAGAAUUCCUCGCUCGGAAAACACCCAGGCAGAUGCCUUGGCCGCGCUCGCGUCAAGCUCGGAUCCAGGACUAAAACGGGUAAUCCCCAUGGAAUUCAUUGAACAUCCGAGCAUCGGACCGCCGGUGAUCGCCAAUCUGAUUUGGGGAAAAAUCGAAGAUGCUGAGGAAAUCGAAGAUCCACCAGAAGGAAAGAUGAAUCAGCCGGAAUACGGUUGCAACAGCCCAUGGCUAGAGCCGAUCCGAGCCUAUAUAGCCGAAGAACGUUGCCCGCCGAGAAAUGGGCGGCACACAAAAUUAAAACCCAAGCCGCACGAUAUCGGCCAGACAGAGACCCUUAACAAAACUGUCCUUGACGGGUUAAAAAAGCGCAUAGAAGCCAAUAAGGGACGAUGGGCAGAUAAGCUCGAAGGAGUUCUUUGGUCACAUCGUACAACCCCAAGACGGGCUACGGGAGAAACCCCCUUCGCCCUCGUUUACGGGAUGGAAUGCAUGAUCCCAGCGGAAGUAGAAUUUCCUGGAGUGCUGAGAAGAUUCCUCCCCGAACGAGAAGAUCUCAACAACGCGAUGCUGCUGGACGAACUCGAUCUCAUUAACGAGCGACGAGACCAAGCUCUCAUAAGAAUCCAUAACUACCAGCACGCUGCCGCGAAAUACUACAAUUCAAACGUUCGCCACCGCAGGUUCAAGGAAGGUGAUCUGGUUUUGCGCAAUGUCUUCCAAAACACUGUCGAACGUAACGUAGGAAAACUGGGAGCAAACUGGGAAGGACCAUACAAGGUCAUAAAGGUUGUCCGACCAGGAUUGUACCAAAUCGCGAACAUGCAAGACGUCAAGAUCCAAAGAACCUGGAAUGCGAUGCAUCUUAAAAAAUACUACCACUAA